UUUGACGACUAUAGUAACGCAAUAAUCAUUUACAUACUUUUCUUGCUAUAGUAAGCUAUCGAAAUGGGUACUAGAGAAAUUUCCAGCUUAAGUGUAGAAGAACAUAAUGAAAAACUUAUUGCCAGUCUAGAGCCUGGGGAUAUUGUGAAGUUUAGGCGUGUGCCCAUUCAUUGGCAUUUUGUUUUGUAUAUAGGUAACGGACAGGUUAACCACCUAGUUGGCCCAACACAUUUCUCAAGCAGCAAUAUGAUACGUGAAUGCGGAAUCAUAGGACAAGUUGCUUCUGAGAUCAGAGAAGAUAAAUUUAGUGUAGCAGCACUGGGUGACAAAGGUGUAAAAGUUCCGCUAGACGAAAAUAAGAAAAAAAAAGAUCAAAAGGAAAUACUUAAACUGGCAAAGAAGAAAAUAGGUCGCGCACCUUACAAUUUAUUUAAAGAUAAUUGCGAACAUCACGUCAAUGAACUGGUAUAUGAUUCAAAAGAAAGCUCUCAGGUCGAAACAGGUUUUACUAUCUUAGGUGCUAUAUUUGUUGGUCUUGGAUUUAUAUCAACUGCUUUGUUUGCGUGGAUGAAGCGUUCUAGCCGACAAAAGGCGGCUCGUGAAAUCGAAAUCGAAGAAGAUAAUUUUACAGAAAACACGCUGUCAGUAUUAUCAGAAACAGCUCAUCUAGAAGAUGACGAGAUCUUGAUGGCAAAACAAAGCUGUCGUAGUAUGCGUCAUCAGUAUCGCUAAUUGAGAUACUGAAAAACAUUCAGGAGAGCAAAAAAGAAUAAAUAAUA
This is a messenger RNA of Physella acuta, 779 nucleotides long. Its product is annotated as phospholipase A and acyltransferase 3-like. Gene Ontology annotation, biological process: N-acylphosphatidylethanolamine metabolic process. Gene Ontology annotation, molecular function: A2-type glycerophospholipase activity; glycerophospholipid phospholipase A1 activity. The record is from RefSeq and is a predicted model, not a curated record. Lineage: Eukaryota; Metazoa; Mollusca; Gastropoda; Physidae. Gene Ontology annotation, cellular component: cytoplasm.